Messenger RNA from Guillardia theta CCMP2712, 3219 nucleotides. RefSeq lists its product as hypothetical. The record is from RefSeq and is a predicted model, not a curated record. Gene Ontology annotation, molecular function: protein binding. Bases 1 to 3120 code for a protein of 1039 amino acids. NCBI's taxonomy places the organism in Eukaryota, Cryptophyceae, Pyrenomonadales, Geminigeraceae. The transcript has 2 exons.
AUGUCUGCCGCACGGUUUGUCACCGACCAGGCACCCUUUGACGAGGAGGAAAUGCGGCAAGAUCCUUUCCGCGAGAUCUACGAGUGGCUCAAGGACGAAAGUCUGCACGAGCAUCUGCCAUCUCUGCUCAGCCUCGGAGUCUGCGAGCUCAGUCACUUGGCAGACCUAGACGCCAUAGACCUCGGAGAGGCAGGGCUGUCCCGACCGGAAGUCAAACGAUUCCUGCGCAAGCAAGCGAGCAUGGCCACUCACUGCUGUGAAAUCGCGUCCAGCGCCAACGAGACAGCCUCCUCCAACUUCUCCUUGCAAGUUGCCAACGUGACGGACAAGCACGGGGAGGAGGGGAGCGAGAGCGAGAGGAGCAACAGCUCUCCUUCCGUGAACCAGCCCAUAACUUCAGAGCGCCUCAAGCAGGAGCAGGGGGCGAGGGCAGGAGAGGACGUGCUGCCGUAUGACGACACGAGCUUUGGGUUCCGCGGCCUCCAGCAAGCCUUUCAGAGCCUGGUAAGGCUUCACCGAGGAGAGGAGCAGGAGACGAUCGGCUACGGCAUCGCUCUGCAGGUCACCAACGCCACCAUCAACACCUUCUGCGUGCUCGUCAGCGCUCAGACUGCGAGCAGCACAGACGCGCUGCAGUCGCUGAGGAUGAGCAUGGAAGGGGUGGAGGAGUUGGAAGCGAGGCUGGACCCGCAGAUCCUGCUGGUCUCGUACCCGCAGCAAGGCUUCCACCUGGUUGGAAUCGACGUGUUCAACGCGAGCGUUGACUUCUCCGAGGCUCUCAAGAGAACCUCUCUCUCCUGCGACAAGCCUGCCGGCGGCAUCAAGGACAACGGAGCGGUCGCAAUAUGCGGGUUCCGCCAUGGCCAGAGGUCGCUGGCGGUAGCAGGAGUGGAGCAAGUCUCUCAGUCUCAUGUGGUUCUGCACAAGGCGCUUGAAGCGCAUCCUUGCUCCGUCCUCGUGGUAGGGGAUGAGGUGACGGCGAUGGCGCUAGGGAGCGACGGCACUGACCGCACUCUCCUCCUCCUCCACAUGUCAGACUUGAAGCAAGUGGUGGCCUCGUUGGACGCUUCCCUCCCGCUCUUCUCGAGGACUCUGUCGUUUACGCCUGAGAGCAGCGCAGCUACCGGAGCUGAGAAGAGUCAGAGCUGCCAGCCGGACAUGGACAGAGCGAGAAAGCCGCGGGCAAGCUGCGAGCUCGUCCCGUGCCUCGAGCUGCCGUCGAUGCAGAAGACGAUGGGAGGGAGCAGAGCAGGCAACGAAGACAAGCAGCCAGCACAGGACAAGGCCGAGAAGCAGGAGGGAGAGGGAGGUAAAGACGGUUUGAGCGAAGAUCGACAUGCGGCUGAGCAGGGGAGUCCCCCCGACCUGCCCGCUGCUGCGGCAGAGGGGCUGAGCGAGGGAGGAGAGGGCGGGGAAGAGAGUAUCCGUCGCAUGCUCGAGUCCGUGGCUGAGGUGGACGACGUUUCGACCCUCAACAUGCUGCUGCUGCACUUCCUCAAGUUGAGCACGGAGAGCAAGGUCAUCCUCACAAGGAUCGACCAGAUCUGCUCUCAUGGGCAGGAGCUCAGCCGCUCCCUCGAGCAGACCUGCGUCCUCCUCCUCCAGCUCAUGGACAGGCACGCUGACGAUGCAGAUGUGCAGGCCCUCUGCUGCAGCAUCCUUUCUGCGCUGUCAUGCGAGAAGAGUUUCCAAGAGCACAUCGCAGCCUCUGGCGGAGCCCAGCACGUCCUCAAGGCCAUGACGCUGCACCCCGACGCCCUCAACGUCCAGCUCAAGUCUAGCAGAGCCCUGUGCAACCUUGCCUACGAGAACGGCGACAUCCAGGAGGACAUGGCGAGGAGCGGAGGGGUCGGGAUGAUCCUGCUGGCCAUGAGGAGGCAUGCGUCCAAGGCGAGGAUCCAGGUGGAGGGCUGCGGGGCCCUCUGCAACCUCUGCGCCAACAAGGCUGAGAACCUGAAGCUGAUCCUGGAGGAGGGAGGGCUCGAGGCGAUCCUGCAGGCCAUGUCGCUGCACGUCUCCGACCAGGACGUGCUCUUCCGCGGCUGCUGCGCCCUCUCGAGCUUCGCGUCGUCACACCAGCUGGACAAGGAGCUGAGCGAGGGCGGGGCUGUGAGCGUGGUGAUCAAGUGCUUGCUAGUGUUCCCGGACAACGAGGACCUGGUCUACAAGGGGUGCAGCGUCCUAGCGGACGUGUGCGAGGGCGAGCCCUGCCUCAAGACCUGCAGCAGGCUGGGGGCGAUCCCUGCCGUGCUCAAGGCGCUUGCGGGCAAGUGCGAGAACGUGAGACUGCAGUCCAAGGGGAUGCGACUCCUCCUCCUCCUGUGCGGGGACGGUGAGAACCACCAGCAGCUGAUCAGGUACGAGGGCAUCGGGCACGUGCUCAAGGUCAUGGAGACGCUGAGGGGAUCGGGCGAGAUCCAAGAGCGAGGAUGCGCGAUCCUAAACAGACUCGCGCGGGUCGGGGACGCGCUGGACAUGGUGAUUGAGCACAACGGGGUUCAGAUCAUCGUGACGGCGAUGCUGGACCUGGACGGGAACAUCAACGUGCUGGAAGAGGGGCUGAGCUGCCUGUCGAGGCUCUGCCUGAACCCGACGGCGAAGGAGGAGCUGCUGCAGACGAAGCUGAUCGAGUUCAUCAGGAGCGCGAUCGAGAGCAACAAGCUCCCCAAGACCUGCCGCAUGUCAAUCGUCCGGAUCGUGCAGGCGAUCGCGGGGCUGGAUGAAGUCUUCAGCAGCGCUCUGAGGAACAUCGGGGAGCAUCGACCCAUCUCCGCCAUUCUCCCUCCUUCCAUGCCGCGCACUCCGUUCAGGGCGAAUGCGGCUUCAGAGGAGCGGCGGCCUGCGUCGGCGACGUUCUCGGGCAGCGGAGCGAAGCUGGUGAAGGAGCUGAGGAUGCGACACGGGGACAACGAGAACGUGGACAGGAACCUGCUGCUGGAGCACCAGAUCUCUCACCUUGCUAGGGAGGCAGAGGUGAUACGAAACGAGAACCUUAAGAUCAUACAGCAGUGCACGCUGGAUGGGAGGAAAGAGGAGCUGCUGUACCCCCCAAAAGGCAAGAAAUUCUUGCACAGCUGGAUGGGAAGAACGGGGGGCAAGAAGGCGAAGAAAGCAACCUGAUGCCGGGAGGAAGCGAGAGGAGGUGUAUUGCAAUUGUAGGAUGAUGCCAUCGUGUUGUGUUUGUGAUAAGAUGACAGUGUAAUGAAAGUAUGAGACUUG